GAUCUCUCAAUAGGUUUGAUCAUGUCAUAUCUCAGUUUUAUGAGUUAAAAGUGUUCAUAUGGAAGUUAAUGCAUAUGCAGAUGUCGUGUUCUGACGAUUUAAACCUUAAUGGAUUCAAAAUACUUCGUGAGAAUGUAUUAUUCAAAGAAAACUUAAAUAAUAUAAUAUUAUUAUUAUUAGAAAGGUGUGUUCAUAUUGUAAAAUGUACGUAGAUAUUUUUCAAUUCACAAAACGUUUCUCUAAUAAUAAUUAUAAAAAUAAUAAAUUUUAGUGAAUAAAUAAAUACUGAGUAGACUAUUAGCACCUACUGGCUAUCACAAUGAAUAUUGAUUCACAGAACGUGUCCCAAAGAUGGGUGAUGGCAGUUAUGGGAAUGCUGGGCGUGACGAUGGCGUUCGUGAUGCGUGCAUGCCUGGGCAUCACGCUCACGCAAAUGGUCAGUCCCGUGGUUGUAGAUGGUGAUCCAAGGUCCACCGUCCAGUAUGACUAUUGCCCGAUGCCACAAUCAUCAGUGCAGAGUCAACUUAUGUCUAACUUAACCACCAUGGCUGAGGUACAAUACCAAAAUCGGUUUGAUUGGGAUGAGAAGACACAGGGUGAGAUUCUAUCGUCAUUCUACUAUGGUUACAUACUCACGCACUUACCCGGUGGUGUCUUGUCCCAGAGAUUUGGUGGGAAGCACACGAUGGGCUUAGGAAUACUGUCCACAGCAAUCUUCACGCUCAUAACGCCAUACGUGGCAUAUAUGGGUUCCAGGCCUCUAACUAUCUUGCGGUUCGUUGAAGGACUCGGAGAAGGCACCACGUUCCCUGCUCUUUACACUCUUCUAGCACAGUGGGCACCGCCAGAUGAGAAGGGGAAGCUCUCUACGGUAGUGUUUGCAGGUGUGCAAAUCGGUAAUAUUUUCUCAAACUUUUUGAGCGGUUUUAUCAUACAAUAUAUACCCGGUGGUUGGCCAAACGUUUUUUACUUCUUUGGUGUAAUUUCAUUAAUUUGGUUUGUGCUCUGGUGCUUGUUCGUUUACAAUGACCCGAACUCCCAUCCGUUCAUAUCGGACAUGGAGCGUGACUACUUAAAACAGUCAAUUGGAAGUCUGGAGAGAAAAAAGGAUUUGCCGUCAACUCCUUGGAUAUCCAUAUUGACUUCGUGGCCAGUAUGGGCGUUGAUCAUUGUUGAAGCAGGAAAUGACUGGGGUGGUUUUACGAUUAUCAGUGAUCUCCCAAAGUAUAUGAGUGACGUCUUACAUUUUUCCAUUAUGGAGAAUGGUUUGUUGUCAUCUAUCCCUUACAUUGCUCAAUGGAUCACAUCGAUCUUAUCAAGCAUUUUGGCCGACCGACUUAUAAGCAAACGAUUGAUGAGUGUUACUGCGGUCAGAAAAAUUUAUGCUAUUAUAGGAACUGUAGGUCCAGGUCUGGGGGUGAUGUGUGCUUCGUUUGUUGGAUGUAACAAAACAAUUGCAACCUUAUGCUUUACACUGGGUGUAGCAUUAAUGGGAUUCUGUUAUCCUAGCAUUCAUAUAAAUUCACUGGAUUUAUCACCUAAUUAUGCACCAACUAUAAUGGCACUAGCCAAUGGUAUUUGCUGUUUGUCGGGAAUGGCCACUCCGUAUGUCGCAGGGAUUCUCACACCAAACAGAACCGUUUUAGAAUGGCGUCUGGUAUUUUGGAUUAUGAUGGUUGUUAUGACGAUAUCAUCUAUGAUAUUUGGGAUAUUUGGAUCCGGUGAGUUGCAACCAUGGGAUGACUUGAAACAACAUAAUUUAAAAGAAAAAACAAAGAAAGAAUUACCUAUAAACAAAAUAUUAUAAAGUAUAAUAUAUUCAAAAUUUACAUUUAAUUUUUUAAAACUAUUAUAAAACUAUUCCAUACAGUACCUAUUUUAUAUUAUAUGUGACCUCAACCUAAAUAAUUUGUGUAAUGAAAUAAUUCGAAUAUU
Aphis gossypii (cotton aphid) is the source of this 1935-nucleotide messenger RNA. Its product is annotated as sialin-like. Gene Ontology annotation, molecular function: transmembrane transporter activity. The transcript has 8 exons. The record is from RefSeq and is a predicted model, not a curated record. Lineage: Eukaryota; Metazoa; Arthropoda; Insecta; Hemiptera; Aphididae. The coding region runs from base 320 to 1807 and encodes 495 amino acids. Gene Ontology annotation, cellular component: membrane. Gene Ontology annotation, biological process: transmembrane transport; monoatomic anion transport.